ACAAGUGCGUGUGUGCGUCUAUGCCCAAUAUCUACCUAUAUAUUAUUAUUAUGUCGUACACCGUACGUACGUGUACGCGGCAAUAAAUUCUUAGAUGUAAACGUUAUAUACUUUUAUAUAGGACUAAAUCACGUUUGAUAAAAUACAUCGCUCUUAAUCAUACUAUACAUUGUGAGUCACGAUGCAACGGCCUCCAUCGAUUUUGCCGUACAUCUACUGCGCGACGUCAUGUUUACUGACGAUGACGACUGUGACGACUGCCGCGAUGGUUACCGUAAACGUUACGCAUCUGUGCAAUACACGGCCAGCGGUGGCUACUACCACCGAACCUCGGCUCACUACCGACAUAGGCAUAACGUCUUUGUCACCGCCUACCGAAACCCCGACAUCUUGGUCGCCGACGUUGGACACCGAAAACCUGACGUCCUUGUCACCUUUACCGCCACAAAUUGAAAAUCCGAUUUUUUGGUCGUCGUCACCACCCGCCAACGAAACGACGAUUUUAUCGUCGACGUUAUUUGCGGAAAACCGGACGUCAUCGUCAUCACCUACCGACAACGAGACUUCGUCAGCGCCCCACAUUACUGAGUUCCUAUUCGCCGUCCGUAAACCGGGAAUGAUGGAUCUCACGUACGCUAGCCGUACCACCGUGAGACAAUCCUCCUCGUCAUCAAAUAUAUCUGCUGGACCAGUAGCCUUCAAACAGAUCGGAGUUUUCCCCAGUGCCAAGUUCGGUGAGAACGUCAAACUAGACCAACAGACGUCGAAGUCUGACGGCGGCGCAGGUUCUAGGACCGCGGCCGCGAUCGACCUGUUUGGAGUCGGAAUCGUGGUGGGCGACGUCGGGCUCCGGUUCAUUAGCGUGGCCGAAGACUUGAUCAUGUGGCACAGCGUACCCGCUGAACUCAUUCUUGAUCUCUUUAGCAACCCUUACGAAUGGGAUGUCGUGGCGAAAAAAAUACUGCCGUAUGAAUGGCCACUGGCUGUGGUCUGCGCCUUAAUGAUAUUCUGCGGUUUAAUACUAGCAAGAUACGGCGUUUAUUGGCAGAGGCGGUACAAAGAGGCUAAGUGGUUAGGAGACACUGGCUGGGAGUCGGGUUGCAAAAAGGGUGUGCUGGUCGUUGCCAUUCAAAUGCUUCUACUUAUGUUAGGGGCUGGUGCUUGCGGAUUAUUAGUAACAAACGAGACAAUGGGAUCUGCUGUGUCAAGUGUUGGAGACUUAAUAGAGUUUGGCGUCGGUGACUUGGUGGAUAUGUUUUCCAUCACUCAAAAACAAAUCAGGACCAUAACCAUCGGAUCAAUGGAUUCGACGACAGAUGCGAUUUUCUCAAAAUUAGACGACAUAUCAGAACAAUUGGGAGGACCGAUCGAAAAUGAAAUAUACGGCCCUAGUCAUAGAUUUGGUUCCAGAACUAAUGUUUCUAGAGUAGUUCAAGACUUUCAGAAAAUAUUUCCAAAAGCAAAGGAUGUAAUUUCCCAAGCUGAAUUAGUAAGGGAAGACAUUAUUAAAUACAACAAUAAAAUAAUCGAAUCAAAUAUUGAACUUCAAAUGGUACCUGAACGAUGCCCUCUUGAAGUAUCUGUCAUGUGUGAUAUGAUUUCCGGUAACAAGUUGCAACCAGAGAAUUAUACAUAUUUGGAUGAUUUAAUAAAUGUAGUCACAAGCGUUUUAGAAGUAGAAAACGACGGACUAUCGAGUCUACCGUUGACAUCGGCUGAAAGUGCAAACAUUCCAAAAGCUUUAAAUGAACAGACGGAAAAAGAAAGAUGGCGUAUAAAACAAGCUUUAAUGGAUCGCAGACGUCAAUUAGAAUUUUCAAUAUAUCCUUAUGAAAGUCAUACACGUAAACUUAUUUCAAAAUUAAUGGACAUAAAAGAAUUAGCUAGCAAUUACUUAAAUCACUUGAAACAAAUAGAAGUGUAUAGGUGGUCCAUAAGUAUUGGAAUAGCAAUCGCUGCACUUUUAGUUUGGAUUUUAUUAGCAUGCAGUAUUGUGGUAAAUUAUUGUUCGCAUACAACUUGGGCUAAAUGCUACUUUUUUAGCUGCGUAAACGCAAUGAGAUUGACUAGUUUAGUACUUUGGACAGCGGCAUUAGUGGGUUUGAUUUUAAGCAGCAACGGUGAAGUCAAUAUUUGUAAACCAUUAUAUGACGAACCUAUGUAUGAAACUGUAACAAAAAUAAUGGAUUGUCCGUCUAUAACAAAUGAACGUGGAUUCUUUUCGUGGUUCAUCUUUGGCAAUGAAACAUCCACAGCUCCAUUCAACGAAGUCAUCGAAUUGUGCAGAGAAAAUCGUACAGCGCACGCUACGCUUCAUUUAAAUAAAGUAUUUAACGUAGAAGCUAAUUCAGAUUACAACAAAUGGCCAGGUCUUAUGGAUGCUCUGGAUAGUCUCAAAACCAAAAGGGUCUACAUAGAAUUGGAUUUAAACAGACCACCGUCCACUGCUGAUGCAUUGAAACCAAUUGCUGAAUCAACAAACUUGGACUUUGAAAAGUUUCGAAGUCUCAUUUUGCAGUCUUCGUUGGCUCAUGGCCGGGUGACUUUAUUACGCGAUCAACUCGGUGCACUUUCAACACAAACCACCACAUUCUCCAAUAAUUUUAAAUUGACAUUGAAGCGUGUAGUGACAAAUAUUACGGAUUUAGUUGAAAAUAUGUUGAACCCAAUGAAUCAGAAGAAAAAUAUGUUACUCUAUCAUUUAACAUUAAUGGAAGUUGAAAUGCAACCACUAUCAGAAUCUUUAAACCGGACUUGGGCAAAUGCGUAUACUAGAAUUGAAAAUUCUGAUUUUGAUCAAAUAUUGCGAAAGAAUAUGGCUCAAUACAUAAACAAUUUGAAACUAUUGUUGGAUAAAUAUAAGAUUCAUGUAACUGAAGCAGUAAAAACAGAAACAGCAUCGUGCAGACCCGUAUGGAAUGUGUAUCGAAUUGGAAGAGAUUUAGUUUGCAGGCAAUCUUUAGACGCCUUAAAUGGAUUUUGGGUUAUAUGUUUUUUCAUCGCAAUGUCAGUUACCGCCACAAUACCAGUCGUGAAAAAUUUAAAAAUAUUUCAUAAGUCUCCGCUAACUUCUAUGUCCCUAUAUACCAUACCUCCACCACCGGCAAUGGAACUUAUGUGCACGAGUAGUUAACUUUAAAAUGUCGAAAAUUCAUCGAAUAAAAAUAUUAUAUUAGAGAAUUCAAACAUUUAAUCAAUAAUGUAUUAGCUGAUAUUAAACCAAACUAUAUAGAGAAAACUUUAAAACAAUUAACUAAUUAUAAUAUUAUU
Molecule: messenger RNA, 3270 nt
Organism: Melanaphis sacchari
Lineage: Eukaryota; Metazoa; Arthropoda; Insecta; Hemiptera; Aphididae
Product: prominin-1-like
Exons: 14
Coding region: 182-3133 (983 amino acids)
Cellular component (GO): membrane
Source: RefSeq, a predicted model, not a curated record